Nannochloropsis gaditana CCMP526 is the source of this 278-nucleotide messenger RNA. RefSeq lists its product as uncharacterized. The record is from RefSeq and is a predicted model, not a curated record. The annotation marks the transcript as partial. The transcript has a single exon.
AACGAAGACAACUCUUUCAUUUCCCUCCCAUCUCCUCCUCCUCCGCCUUGCGCAGCUCCACCCUCAGCAACGUUUCCAUUCUCCCCGGGUGCGCCCGUCCCCCUGUCUCCUUCAUCGCCUGCCCGACAAAGAACUUCAUCAUCUGCUUCUCUUUUCCUUCCUUGUACUGCCGUCGCUGCCGUGCACUCCCGGGGUCCCUCACCACGUUCCUCGCCACCCCGAUCAGCACAGUCUCGUCGCUCACCUGUCCCCACCCUCGCGCCGCCACAAUCUCCCGC